Molecule: messenger RNA, 1287 nt
Organism: Aplysia californica (California sea hare)
Lineage: Eukaryota; Metazoa; Mollusca; Gastropoda; Aplysiida; Aplysiidae
Product: 39S ribosomal protein L4, mitochondrial
Exons: 10
Coding region: 115-1161 (348 amino acids)
Biological process (GO): translation
Cellular component (GO): ribosome
Molecular function (GO): structural constituent of ribosome
Source: RefSeq, a predicted model, not a curated record
AAUAUAAAUUGGUUGUUCAGCGCUGUCCCCAUCAUCAAUGUCAUUACUGUUGUUGUUGCCGCUGAUGUAGUUAUUUUUCAUAUUAAAUGUUACUGGUCUGUCUUUCUUUCCAAUAUGUCACUCCCUGCGGCAUGCAAUAAUUGCAGUAACCUUUUCAAAACGCUUGAAAGUGUUCUUUUCAAAAGAAGUACGGCCUUGCUGUCCGUACACAAAUGCAUCAAGCACUACUCAAGUGAAGCAGAAGAGAAGAGUGAUGUAAUAGGAGAUGAAAGCAAAGAAGCAAAGUUACCUUUAAAGGUAUCCAGAGAAUCAAAGUUUCCUGUAAAGCAUAGUCACACCCGUCUCGCAUGGCUGGAGUCAAUGGACACACUUGAAGGGCAGAAACUAGGGAUGGUAGAUCUCCAUCCUGAUGUCUUUGCUACUUAUCCAAGAAUCGAUGUCCUUGCCCAGAAUGUCAAGUGGCAAAAACUGUACAGACACAUAGACUACACAUUUGAGCCCUCACGAGCUGAGCUACGAGGAGGGGGCAGGAAGCCAUGGCCCCAAAAGGGAAUGGGCAAAGCGAGGCAUGGCAGCAUCAGGUCUCCACUGUGGCGAGGAGGUGCCACUGCUCUUGGGCCGAGAGGUCCUACAAACUAUUUCUACAUGUUGCCGAAACACUACAGGGCACUGGGUCUCCGAGUUGCUCUCACUUGUAAAUAUGCACAGAAUGAUCUUGUGAUUGUGGAUUCCCUCGAUAUCCCCACGUCUGAUCCUGAGUUCUUGACAGAUUUGGCAGAUGUCAGAUUCUGGGGUUACUCUGUGCUUUUUGUGGAUGACACCGACUUCAUGCCUGAGAACACUGCCCUGGCUACCAGUCAGAUCACUGGCUUCAACCUUAUGCCUGCUUAUGGUCUGAAUGUGCACUCGAUGCUGAAACAUGAGACUUUGGUGCUGACGUUGGCAGCCUUGGACAAGAUUGAGGGCAAACUGUUGGAGGAACUUCAUUCUACUGAGAGGAACACCAAGUUUGUGAACACUUUGAAGCCGGAGGACUUCAGAAAAGAACCAAAGAAAGACUACACCAUGUACAAAAAAUUCACACAGCCCUUGGAAUACAACAGAAACUUUUAUGACCAAGCCACUUUUUAUGAAGACUCGGAGGACCAACCAGAGAGUUGAAUGCUUCUCUUCCAUCCUUUUUAGUUGAGAACCAUGGCAAGUGCAGAUUUUGGUUGAGGACUGCAUUUGAUGUCAAAUUGUACUCGUGUCAAUUUUUAUCACAAAUAGAUUUCACAUAAUUACUGA